Radiomyces spectabilis is the source of this 252-nucleotide messenger RNA. RefSeq lists its product as uncharacterized. The record is from RefSeq and is a predicted model, not a curated record. The transcript has 2 exons. The coding region runs from base 1 to 252 and encodes 83 amino acids. NCBI's taxonomy places the organism in Eukaryota, Fungi, Mucoromycota, Mucoromycetes, Mucorales, Radiomycetaceae.
AUGUUCCCUUCUGGCCCCGAAAGACCCGACGAUGACUGCGAUGGAUGGAAACAAAAGCUCUUGGGAAAGACCAUUGUAAAGAACAAAGACGACGUUCACGCCAAUAGUGAGAAUAUCUUCCUUGAAGAAAAUUUGCCAACCCUUCAUCGCGUCCUACCUCCCAACACCAUGAUGACCAUGGAUUAUCGACCUGACCGACUCAAUGUAAAAGUUGACAAAAACAUGCGCGUCCUUGGUGUGCAUUACGGUUAA